GGAUCCGCCUCCUGCUGCGACGGCAGCGACGCGUGGCGGAUCCAGCGGGCGCGCCUCGAGGAGCAGCAUGCCGCCUCUGUUCGCCAGCGGCGGCCACGCUUUCUGCCCUUUGCUGACGCGCGGCAGUGGGCCCGCGCCAUGUUUUUCACUGAGGAGGCUGACUGGCGCGACUGGAUUGCCAACGGAGAGAAGCGAAACCCCUACGUCCCCCGCGAGCCGGACGUGGUGUACGCGGACCGGGGCUGGGAAGGCUGGGACGACUUCCUCAACGGCGAGAUCGAGAGCCUGAGCGACAUUAUGCGGCCGGGCUACAAGCGCGGCCGGUGGCUGAGCGGCCCUCUGAGCGAAGAGAGCCACCCGGAGAACCUGCCGCCUGAGGACGGCGAGGGCCAGCAGGAGGACGAUCGGCCGCGCCGGUCCUGACCUUCCCUCACGCCACCGAGCCCUGUGCCUGUGGCUUGCCAUGCGCGUGUGGGCCGGGGUCCGCCCGCUCGGCCCGCCCGCGCUGCAUGGCCCGCGCCGGGGCGCGCGGGGAGAGACCGAGUGCGGCUCUCAGUGUGCGACCUGCGACCGGUCGAUGCUCGAUCUUGUACAUAUCGUGUUUUGUACCAUAGGGUGGCCGAGU
This is a messenger RNA of Emiliania huxleyi CCMP1516, 625 nucleotides long. RefSeq lists its product as hypothetical. Bases 139 to 423 code for a protein of 94 amino acids. The transcript is spliced from 3 exons. The record is from RefSeq and is a predicted model, not a curated record. NCBI's taxonomy places the organism in Eukaryota, Haptophyta, Isochrysidales, Noelaerhabdaceae.